Pelmatolapia mariae (spotted tilapia) is the source of this 1377-nucleotide messenger RNA. Its product is annotated as free fatty acid receptor 2-like. The record is from RefSeq and is a predicted model, not a curated record. Lineage: Eukaryota; Metazoa; Chordata; Actinopteri; Cichliformes; Cichlidae. Gene Ontology annotation, biological process: cellular response to fatty acid; G protein-coupled receptor signaling pathway. Gene Ontology annotation, molecular function: G protein-coupled receptor activity. The transcript is spliced from 2 exons. Bases 87 to 998 code for a protein of 303 amino acids. Gene Ontology annotation, cellular component: plasma membrane.
GUUACAAUCACAAGUCUUUGAUGAACGUUGCAGAAUGGAAUUUUAGUUGUUGUUAAGUCUGGAAACUUUCUUCUGCUUGGUCCAUAAUGGAAUCAACCGUGAACAGUGGAGUGAUUCUUUCAGUUUACAUCAUUUCAUUCCUAAUCGGCUUCCCCUGUAAUCUCUUGGCUCUCUAUGCAUUUAGUACCAAGAUUCGUUCCAAGCCACGUCCAACAGACAUCCUGCUGCUCAACCUGACUGUCUCUGACCUGAUGUUUUUGAUCAUCCUGCCUCUCAAGAUGCACGAGGCAGCAUCUGAUAUGGAAUGGAAUCUGCCCAACUUCAUGUGCUCCAUCACCUCCUUCACAUUUUUCUCCACAAUCUACACCAGCUCCUUGCUGCUGAUGGCAGUCAGCGUGGUUCGCUACAUAGGAGCAGCAUUUCCUAUCGCCUAUCAGAAGCUGCACAAACCCGUGUAUGCAAUUGUUAUCAGUGCUGUUAUUUGGCUGAUCUCGACAGCACACUGCAGCAUUGUUUUUGUCAUCCAGCAUCACCCAUCUUUGGCCAGCAAUAACUCCAGUGUGUGCUAUGAACACUUCACAGAAGAGCAGAAGCAGAUCCUCCUCCCAGUACGUCUGGAGUUUUUCUUUGUACUCUGCCUCAUACCUCUUCUAAUUUGUGUUUACUGCUACUUGCGCUGCAUCUUGAUUCUAUACAGCCGGCCCAGGAUAUCCCAGAUGCAGAAACAGAAGGCCAUUGGAAUGGCCUCAGGGACUCUUGCUGUGUUCCUUAUUUGUGUUCUGCCAUACAAUUUAUCUCAUUUAGUGGGUUACAUCCAGGGACAAAGCCCAGAGUGGAGGUACUACAGCUUGCUGCUUAGUUGUUUCAACACCUGUAUUGAUCCAAUCAUUUUCUACUUUUCCUCCUCCAUCUUCCGCUUGUCAAGUGAAAAGUUCAUUUUCAGGAAUUGUAUGCUCAGUCCUUCAGGGUUCCAAGGACAUGUCAACAGCUCUAGCUAAGACUAACAUUUCAUUUCAUUAGUAAUUGUUCAUAUUUAGUUUGAUUAUAUUUGUUUGAGUGCAUAUUACAGAGAUAGAAUAAUAUGCAUUAUGUAAUGUCAUUGCAGUCUAUUUAACUUUUAUGUCUGGCACAUUUUAUCUUAAUCUAAAAUAUAUCCAAGUUUUCUGCUCCAACUAUUUUGGUGAUUAAAAAGACAAAAAAAAAAAACAUUGCUGCGUAACACUGGUGGCGCAUAGUGGAAAAGUGAGGUCAUUUUGAUAUAAACUGAUGCAUUAUUACCUGAUCUAGUCACUUUGCAUGUGUUUAGAAAAUGUGUUUACUGAUAGCGAGACAUAAGAAUUUUUUGAAAAAGCUGUACAGGGUUUUUCUGAACUUCCU